ACGGGCAGGGGGCCCAUGGCCACCCCAUCCCUGCACCCUCCCCUCGGGCCGGGCAUCGGCUCCUCGCUGGGCUCCCCGGGCCAGCUCCACUCGCCCAUCAGCACCCUGAGCUCGCCCAUCAACGGCAUGGGACCCCCCUUCUCCGUCAUCAGCUCCCCCAUGGGCCCCCACUCAAUGUCUGUCCCCUCCACCCCCAGCCUGGGAUUCGGCACCAGCAGCCCACAGCUCAACUCGCCCAUGAACCCUGUCAGCAGCUCAGAAGACAUCAAGCCACCCCUGGGACUCAAUGGAGUCCUCAAAGUGCCAGCACAUCCCUCAGGAACGAUGGCCUCCUUCACCAAGCACAUAUGUGCCAUCUGUGGGGACAGAUCUUCAGGUAAACACUACGGGGUGUACAGCUGCGAGGGCUGCAAAGGCUUCUUCAAGCGCACGGUGCGGAAGGACCUGACCUACACCUGCCGGGACAACAAGGACUGCCUGAUCGACAAGCGCCAGCGCAACCGCUGCCAGUACUGCCGCUACCAGAAGUGUCUUGCCAUGGGCAUGAAGAGGGAAGCUGUCCAAGAGGAGAGGCAGAGGGGGAAGGACCGCAACGAGAACGAGGUGGAGUCAACAAGCAGUGCCAACGAGGACAUGCCUGUGGAGAAGAUCUUGGAAGCUGAACUUGCAGUGGAGCCAAAGACAGAGACAUACAUUGAAGCAAACAUGGGCUUGACUCCAAGCUCGCCCAAUGACCCAGUGACAAACAUCUGCCAGGCAGCAGACAAACAGCUCUUCACCCUGGUGGAGUGGGCCAAGAGGAUCCCUCAUUUCUCUGAGCUGCCCCUGGAUGACCAGGUCAUCUUGCUCAGAGCAGGGUGGAACGAGCUCCUAAUUGCCUCCUUCUCCCACCGCUCCAUAGCCGUGAAAGAUGGAAUCCUCUUGGCCACCGGGCUCCACGUGCACCGGAACAGUGCCCACAGUGCUGGCGUCGGCGCCAUCUUCGACAGAGUACUGACAGAACUCGUGUCAAAAAUGCGAGACAUGCAGAUGGACAAGACAGAGCUCGGCUGCCUGCGAGCCAUUGUCCUCUUCAACCCUGACUCCAAAGGUCUCUCCAACCCAGCUGAGGUGGAGGCUCUGCGGGAGAAGGUCUACGCAUCACUAGAGGCAUACUGCAAACACAAAUACCCUGACCAGCCUGGCAGGUUCGCCAAGCUGCUGCUGCGCCUCCCAGCCCUGCGGUCCAUCGGCCUGAAAUGCCUGGAGCACCUCUUCUUCUUCAAGCUAAUAGGUGACACACCCAUCGACACCUUCUUGAUGGAAAUGCUGGAAGCACCUCAUCAAAUGACUUAG
This is a messenger RNA of Indicator indicator, 1335 nucleotides long. It is a transcript of the gene RXRA, whose product is annotated as retinoid X receptor alpha. Gene Ontology annotation, cellular component: nucleus; RNA polymerase II transcription regulator complex. Gene Ontology annotation, molecular function: zinc ion binding; nuclear receptor activity; nuclear steroid receptor activity. NCBI's taxonomy places the organism in Eukaryota, Metazoa, Chordata, Aves, Piciformes, Indicatoridae. Gene Ontology annotation, biological process: positive regulation of transcription by RNA polymerase II; anatomical structure development; response to retinoic acid. The record is from RefSeq and is a predicted model, not a curated record. The transcript is spliced from 9 exons. Bases 16 to 1335 code for a protein of 439 amino acids.